Messenger RNA from Chinchilla lanigera (long-tailed chinchilla), 2075 nucleotides. It is a transcript of the gene Mnt, whose product is annotated as MAX network transcriptional repressor. The coding region runs from base 341 to 1987 and encodes 548 amino acids. The record is from RefSeq and is a predicted model, not a curated record. The transcript is spliced from 7 exons. Gene Ontology annotation, biological process: regulation of transcription by RNA polymerase II. Gene Ontology annotation, molecular function: DNA-binding transcription factor activity, RNA polymerase II-specific; RNA polymerase II cis-regulatory region sequence-specific DNA binding; protein dimerization activity. Lineage: Eukaryota; Metazoa; Chordata; Mammalia; Rodentia; Chinchillidae.
UCUUGUUGCAAAGCCCUUUCUUGUCGGCGGGACUCUUGGGGGCUGCGGGGCGGGAGGCAUCAGAAGGGAGCAAGAGAGGGAGGGGAAGGAGGGAGGCAGUGCCGCCUUUUUUUUGCAUCAAUUUUUUAAAUUUGCAAAUUUAUAUUUUGCAAAUAUUUUGGGAGACAUUGAUUUUUCUGCCCGUGCUCCCCCCGUUCUUUCCUGUGGAGUGCGCUGCGCCGCCUAGCCCUGUCGCCCCCCGGAGGUGAUCCCUCCCUCCUGCCCGCCCGCCAGCCUGACCUGUGCCUGGCUCGCGGGCCGCAGCCUCGGCCCCGGCGCGCCCCCGGCCGCUCUCGGCGCGAUGAGCAUAGAGACGCUACUGGAGGCGGCCCGCUUCCUGGAAUGGCAAGCGCAGCAACAACAGAGAGCACGUGAGGAGCAGGAGCGACUUCGUUUGGAGAGGGAGCGGGAGCAGGAGCAGAAGAAGGCCAGGCUGGCACAUGCCCUGCCCGUGGAAGAACCCCGAAUUGAAGCACCACCCCUGCCCCCACCCCCACCACUGCCCCCCGCAGCUCAGCCUCUGCCCCUGGCUCCUCGGCAGCCAGCCCUGGUCAGUACCCCUGGACUCACCAUUAAGGAGCCUGCCCCGCUGCCUAGCAGGCCUCAGGUGCCCACCCCCGCUCCCCUCCUGCCGGACUCGAAGGCCACCGUUGCUCCCACGGGCAGCCCCAAGCCUUUGCAGCCCCUCCCCACGCCCAUCCUGACCAUAGCGCCGCACCCUGGAGUCCAGCCUCAGCUGGCCCCCCAGCAGCCGCCCCCACCUACGCUUGGGACCCUGAAGUUGGCACCAGCUGAAGAAGUCAAAUCCAGCGAACAGAAGAAGAGGCCCGGGGGGAUCGGAACCAGAGAAGUCCACAACAAAUUGGAGAAAAACAGGAGGGCCCAUCUGAAGGAAUGCUUCGAGACCCUGAAGCGCAACAUCCCCAAUGUGGACGACAAGAAGACCUCGAAUCUGAGCGUGCUGCGGACGGCGUUGCGGUACAUCCAGUCCCUGAAGAGGAAGGAGAAGGAGUAUGAGCAUGAGAUGGAGCGGCUGGCACGGGAGAAGAUCGCCACACAGCAGCGGCUGGCAGAGCUCAAGCACGAACUGAGCCAGUGGAUGGACGUGCUAGAGAUCGACCGUGUGCUCCGACAGACGGGCCAGCCUGAGGAUGACCAGGCUUCCACCUCGACAGCCUCUGAAGGUGAGGACAACAUAGACGAGGACAUGGAGGAGGACCGGGCAGGCCUGGGCCCACCUAAGCUGAGCCAUCGUCCCCAGCCGGAGCUGCUGAAGUCGGCCCUGCCUCCCCCCAGUGCCACCCCAACACCUCUGCCUCCCCACCCGCACCCGCACCCGCACCCAGUGGCACUGUCUCCUGCCCAUCUGCCUGUACAGCAGCAGCCUCCACCGCAGAAGACCCCUCUGCCAGCCCCUCCUCCCCCACCGGCCGCCCCAGCCCAGACACUGGUGCCGGCGCCUGCUCAUCUGGUGGCCACGGCCGGGGGUGGCUCCACGGUCAUUGCCCACACAGCUACCACCCAUGCCUCAGUCAUUCAGACUGUGAACCAUGUUCUCCAGGGGCCGGGUGGCAAGCACAUCGCCCACAUCGCCCCCUCGGCCCCCAGCCCUGCUGUGCAGCUGGCACCUGCCACGCCCCCCAUUGGCCACAUCACAGUGCAUCCUGCCACCCUCAACCAUGUGGCCCACCUCGGUUCGCAGCUGCCCUUGUACCCGCAGCCUGUGGCGGUGAGCCAGCCCGUGGCGGUGAGCCACAUUGCCCACACACUCUCACACCAGCAAGUGAAUGGCACAGCCGGGCUGGGGCCCCCAGCCACCGUCAUGGCGAAGCCAGCUGUGGGGGCCCAGGUGGUGCACCACCCCCAGCUGGUGGGCCAGACAGUGCUCAACCCUGUGACGAUGGUCACUAUGCCCUCCUUUCCAGUCAGCACGCUCAAGCUGGCUUGAGGAUGAGGCCACUCAGAGGCCCCCAGUGGGGGCAAGGAGGGGGACCUGUCCCCCCUCUCCCACCCACCAGCUCCACACAUUCCAGCCA